Entamoeba invadens IP1 is the source of this 333-nucleotide messenger RNA. RefSeq lists its product as hypothetical. The record is from RefSeq and is a predicted model, not a curated record. The coding region runs from base 1 to 333 and encodes 110 amino acids. Lineage: Eukaryota; Evosea; Mastigamoebida; Endamoebidae. The transcript has a single exon.
AUGCGAGAAUUGCUGAAAUCAAGCCCAACGAGAGAGAAGGCUAACAGUGCAGAUGCUGCUCGAAAGGCUUCUGAGGGCAAAUUGCAAAAAAUCCGGUUCGACUUAGAUGAAGCAAAUAACACUAAAGAAAAGUUGACUAAAAAGGCGAAUGACUUGACAGUCCAAGUUGAUCAACUCACUGAUGAAAAGAAGAAGAAUGAUAAUGAUUUGGAGGAAAUAGACAAGGUGAUCAACGACUUGAAUGCUGAAGUUGACAUGGCGCAGAAGCAACUUGACUAUACAAAUGAUGACAAAGAUGGCAAUGAAGCGAUGAAACAGAAAUAUCAAGACUAA